Gadus morhua (Atlantic cod) is the source of this 2244-nucleotide messenger RNA. RefSeq names its product coilin p80 (gene coil). Lineage: Eukaryota; Metazoa; Chordata; Actinopteri; Gadiformes; Gadidae. The record is from RefSeq and is a predicted model, not a curated record. The transcript has 8 exons. Gene Ontology annotation, molecular function: U2 snRNA binding; U1 snRNA binding. Gene Ontology annotation, biological process: spliceosomal snRNP assembly. Bases 332 to 2056 code for a protein of 574 amino acids. Gene Ontology annotation, cellular component: Cajal body.
CUGGUUAAAUCACAGAGGCUUUUUGAUAUCGAUAUGUUAAAGUUAUGUACUUUAUAUUUUAUUUUACAAAAUCAAUCGUUUUUUUAACAGAUAUAAAAAACACAAUUUAGACCGACCGCUUAUAAUUGCAAUGACUGGUUUAAACGACACAUUAAAGUUGUUAACAAGCGAUAGAGCCUCCGGAACGCCGCGGAGCGGUACUGCGCAUAAAUGGAACACCACGGGGCCGUACUGCGCAUAACAGGAACACCACGAGGUGGUACUGCGCAUAACCGGAUCCGAACAGGGUAGUGUGGCGGAAUAGUUGAAACACGCGCCGCCGAGCUCCACCAUGCAAACUAGCAGCUCCGUCCGCGUGCGGCUCCACUUCGACUACCCGCCCCCCGGGGAGGAGCGCCGCCGGGUCUGGCUGCUCGUGGACUUGGACCAGUGCCGCGUGGUGGCGGACCUGGAGCACGUGAUCCGGGAGCGCUUCUCCCUCAGCUCGAGGAGCGUGCUUAACCUCUUCAUCGAUGGCUGCUACCUGCCGCCAACCGAGAGCAUCCGUGUGGUGCGCGACAACGACCUCGUCAGCGUUCAGGUGGACGGGCGUUCUGCUGAUCCAGAGGAGAGGCGAUCCAGUAAGAGGAGUCGGCGACACUCGGAGGUUGAACCUGAAGUAACGGACGUCUUUACGGAGGGGAAGAAGAAGAAGAGAAGGAAGAAGACAGAAGGUCGGGAGGAGGAGAGCCAGCCCUGCCCCCCCGAGGAGGAGGAGGAGAAACACAUGAAGAAGAAGAAGAAGAAGAUGAGGAAGGAGAAGACAGCAGGGGGUCGGGAGGACGAGAGCGAGCCUUACCAGGAGGAGGAGGAGGAGGAGCAGGGCGAACACAAGAAACACCUGAAGAAGAAGAAGAAGAAGAAGAAGAAGAAACAGACGCCCACGUCCUCCAUCAUCCCGCUGACCCCAAGUGAGCAGCAGGUCAUCAAGAUCCCCAAACCAGUCCUUAAUGGUCCCAAACCAGUCCUCAAUGGUCCCAAACCAGUCCUUAAUGGUGGAGCAGAAGAGGUUUCCUCCUCGGCCUCCAGUGACAGUGAAGUGGGGGCCCCUGCUCCCUGUGUAACCUCCAAAGGGCAGAAGAAGACCCCCAGAAAGACCCCAGCGCCCCCCCGGGCCCCAGCGCCCCCCCGGGCCCCAGCGCCCCCCCGGGCCCCAGCGCCCCCCCGGGGGGCCCUGAAGGCCCCGCCAGCCUCGGGGAAACGCUCCCAGCCUCCUUCCUCUUCGUCCUCGUCAGACUCUUCCUCUGAGGAUACUCGAGCCCGGUCGACCGCCCCCCCCCCGGGCGGCCCCCGUACCCCCCUGUCCCCUCAGACCGCCCCCCCGCCGGGCGGCCCCCGUGCCCCCCUGACCCCUCAAACCGCCCCCCCGCCGGGCGGCCCUCGUACCCCCCUGACCCCUCAGACGGCCUCGAGGCCGGCUCUGGGGGGGGCCCCGGGGCCCUCAGACUCUAGCAGCGAGGAGGAGAUCAAGCUGGUGAUCAGACGCCCACUGGGGGCGGAGCCCUGCAUUAGCUCUAGAGGGCGUGGCCGGGGGAGGGGCCAGCCCCGCGGCGGGGGAGGGGUCAACGGGGGGAGGGGGGAGGGUUGGGUCGGGAGGGGGACUCCUCUGGACUACCAACAGGAGGAGCGGCGGCACAGACCGGCGCUGGAGGACUCGCUGACCCACCAGAGCGCCGCCGACCCCCGACCCAGGAAGGACUACAGCAGCCUGCCGCUGCUCGCCGCUCCCCCCGGCGCCGGGCAGAGGAUCGUCUUUAAGCUGCUGGAGCUGACGGAGAACUACACCCCUGAGGUCUCUGAGUAUAAAGAGGGGAAGAUUCUCCAUUUUGACCACGCCACCAAGCAGGUGGAGAUGGAGCUGCUGGCCUCAUGGCAAGCCCCUGCAGAACCCGGUAAGUUCGACCUGGUCUACCAGAACGCAGACGGCUCGGAGAGCGUGGAGUACGCCGUGUCCCGGAGCGGCUCCCGGGUGACGGAGCGCUGGGACUCGCUACUCGAACCCCGGCUGCUGCUCUAGAACGCUGCCAUGCUGCUCUAGAUCAUCCUCCUAUAUCGGCUGCUGCUCCUCUAGAUCGGCCCCUGCUGCUCCUCUAGAUCGGCCCCUGCUGCUCCUCUAGAUCGGCUGCUGCUCCUCUAGAUCGGCUGCUGCUCCUCUAGAUCGGCCCCUGCUGCUCCUCUAGAUCGGCUGCUGCUCCUCUAGAUCGG